UGCGUACGUGUUCUUUUUCUUCAUGGCCACGUUGUUCCGCGCUUGAGAAUAUGCGCAGUUUUGCAGUUCACUGGAUUCUCCUCUAAUAAUCGUUAUUAUUCAUUGACUUUAGCAAGUAACUCUAGUACCCCAGGACCAGUCUAGCACCUUUCGCCAAGCCCAAUACGUUUAAGACUGUAUACGUGCUACCAUGUCACCAUCAAGUUUCGUCAACCCAUCCAAUCUUUCUCUUCCCUCUUCUUCCUCCCUCAAACGACCUGCAUCUCCUUCAUCCUCUCGUUCAGAGUCUCCCGAUGCACCCAUAGAGCAACCUCCACGUAAGCGCCCUCGCUCAGCUGUAACCCCAGAAGAGCGCAAAGAGGCCCGUGCACACCGCAAUCGCAUUGCGGCACAAAACUCCCGCGACCGCAGAAAGGCACAAUUUUCCCUUCUCGAGCGCAGAGUCGAGGAACUUGAGGAGGAGAACAGGCGCCUCCGCGCUGGCGUUCCAAUGACCGGCUCUGCUUCACCCUCGGUUAGCUCCAUCUCAGCGCCUGAGGUCGUCACCAUUGAGCAGGAGCAAGAGCGCCAGCGGAAACGUGCGGAAGAACAAAGGGAACGUGAAAACGUAGAGCUGCGCGAGCGUAUCCGAACGCUCGAGAUGGGGUAUGAGGCAGUGUUGCGGGCGCUGGCAACCCAAGGCGCCAGCUCGCCUGUGCUCGCCAGUAUAUCUACUCCUCCAGAGACUUCCAGCUCUACUCCAAUUCUCUCAUCCGCUUUCACACUAUCACCUGCGUCAACAACAUCUCCUUCAGCAGGAGACUCGAUAUCUCCCGCCCCUUCAUCACCUAAAUCCACGACACUUGCAACCCUUUCUUAUCCGCUUUCUCCUGCACCCACACAUUCCACGCUCGUAGACAGCCCCAUAAUGUUUUCGGGCGAUUCAUUCGACUUCCCACUCAGCCCCGCAUUUUCACUCUCGGAUCUUACGCCAUCUGACUCACCAGCACCUAUCGACGCACCACAGGAAACUCUCGACAUCUCUUCAACUAGCCUUGCUCCCACUCGCCACCUAGCACGGCGGGUGGGCAGCAUUCGUCUAGUCACGGGACCGGCGAGAGCAACCAGAUGUGCCACGGUGCCACGAUCGAGCCUGAAGACGAGGCAGCUACAGACGCAGCCCUUACGCGCCUGUUCGCCGAGAUUCUCGCAUCGCCGCCGACUGGUACUUGCGCUCUUCCAGGCACUGGCCCAUCGGCAGAAGACGCGACCAGCACGGAGGUGCUGAGUGAGACCUCUCCCACAGAGGAGCUCGGCUUAGGGCUGGUCACGAGUGGGAUCGACACAGCUGACUGGGCGGAACAAGUUC
Suillus paluster is the source of this 1348-nucleotide messenger RNA. RefSeq lists its product as uncharacterized. Lineage: Eukaryota; Fungi; Basidiomycota; Agaricomycetes; Boletales; Suillaceae. The transcript is spliced from 3 exons. The coding region runs from base 191 to 1267 and encodes 358 amino acids. The record is from RefSeq and is a predicted model, not a curated record. Gene Ontology annotation, molecular function: RNA polymerase II transcription regulatory region sequence-specific DNA binding; DNA-binding transcription factor activity, RNA polymerase II-specific. Gene Ontology annotation, cellular component: nucleus.